This is a messenger RNA of Dioscorea cayenensis subsp. rotundata (Guinea yam), 1686 nucleotides long. Its product is annotated as alpha/beta hydrolase domain-containing protein 17B-like. Lineage: Eukaryota; Viridiplantae; Streptophyta; Magnoliopsida; Dioscoreales; Dioscoreaceae. The record is from RefSeq and is a predicted model, not a curated record. The transcript is spliced from 7 exons. Bases 134 to 1252 code for a protein of 372 amino acids.
ACUCACUACUCACUUCAACAAACCUCUCUCUCUCUCUCUCUCUCUCUCCAAAGUUCCAAACGCUGCUCUUCUUCUUGUGCUUCUCCUUCCCUGCCAAGAGCUCUCGCCGAAGGAGGAGCAAGGGUUUGCGGGAAUGGGAGGGGUGACGUCUUCGGUGGCAGCACGGCUUGCAUUCUUCCCUCCGUCGCCGCCAUCGUACGAGCUUGUCCGGGAUGCGGCGACGGGGCUGACCAUGCUCAACCGUUUCCCUCACCGCGAGAACGUUGAGGUUAUGACGCUGCAAACGCGCCGUGGGAAUGAGAUCGUCGCUGUCUAUGUGCGCAAUCCUAUGGCGUCGUCCACUCUUCUUUACUCCCAUGGCAACGCCGCUGAUCUGGGCCAGAUGUAUGAGCUCUUUGUUGAGCUUGCCAUUCAUCUUCGUGUCAAUCUUAUGGGGUAUGAUUAUUCUGGAUACGGUCAAUCAUCUGGAAAGCCCAGUGAACAAAAUACUUAUGCUGAUAUUGAGGCUGCUUAUAAAUGCCUUGAAGAGAACUAUGGUGCAAAGGAAGAAGAUAUUAUUCUUUAUGGCCAAUCUGUUGGAAGUGGACCAACUUUGGAACUGGCGGCACGCCUACCACGGUUAAGAGCUGUCGUCUUGCAUAGCCCAAUACUUUCAGGCGUUAGGGUUAUGUAUCCUGUGAAGCGUACAUACUGGUUUGAUAUCUACAAGAAUAUUGACAAGAUCCCAUUUGUCAAUUGCCCUGUUUUGGUAAUUCAUGGAACAGCAGAUGAGGUUGUAGACUGCUCCCAUGGAAAGCAACUUUGGGAACUCUGCAAGGAAAAAUACGAACCACUAUGGCUCAAAGGAGGAAAUCAUUGUAACUUGGAGCUCUUUCCUGAGUACAUUCGACACCUCAAAAAAUUCAUCAAUACAGUAGAGAAAUCAUCUUCACAACGGAACAUUUGGAGGAAGAGCAUGGAUCAGUUUGAACCUUCCAGAAGGAGCACCGACUGUUUUGAACCAUCCCGAAGGAGCUUUGAUUACAGAGAAAAACCAAGGUAUAUUACAGAGAAGGGGAAAAACAACGACUAUAGAUCUGGCAAUUUGGAGAAGGUGGAAAAGCUAAGGAUCUCUUUUGACCGCUUGGAUAAGUCAAGGAGAAGUGUAGAUUGCCUUGAGAAGUCGAGGAAGAACACUGAUACAAUGGAGAGAGCCAGGAAGAGUGUUGACAGGUUGGAUAGAAUAUGGGCCGGAAGAAAGCCAAGUCACUGACACAUUGUAUGUUCUCAAGAGAAUCUUCCUUCAUCUUGUUCAGUUUGAUGCUUUCUCUUGAAUGUAAAUUGAAAUGUGAGGAUCGUUUUGGGUUCAGAAUAUGCACUGCCUGCCUCCAUCAUUGAAGUGAGUGGAAAUCAAACAUAACAUAAUGCAAACUUAGCCUAGUGUUUCAUGGAGGGGAGGGUAUUCCUCGUCCCCUGCACUGACAAGGAAUGAAGCCCGUGCUCUAGCCCCCACCCAUGAAAACUGUUUUUGUCAUCUGCCCUCGUCGGUGUCAAAAAUUGGGCACAUCAAACUCUGAAAAUUAUCUUUGUCAUUGACUCCGUCUGGGGAGAGAAUUGGGUUUCUCGUUGGGACUGGGGCUAAUUGACAAGCCUAUUCAUUACAUGUAGUAGCUCAUCAUAGGACAAGAAGCAAAGGCCAUGAGAAGU